UGGAGCGAUCUCUGGCCCUGCUACAGUUGCUGUACAGACGUUUGGAUCCCCUCCAGUGCCACCAUUGGACCGCAUUGCGCUGGCGUCGUCGCCCAUAUCCCCUUCUGGAUCUCAUUGGCCGUUUUUCUGCUGCGUUACACCCUCUUCCCGUUAUGGCGCCGCCGCCCGGCCUGGCUCCGGGAGUUCGCCGCCGAGGGGGACUUCGGGCCGGCACUGAAGGCGCGGAGAACGUGGACUCGCACGCUGACAUGGCUGACUGUCCUGUCCCUGGCGGGCCUGGCGAUGGGGCUGUAUUCUCAGCUUGGCCUCAGACAGAGUCCGGUUUCCUCGAUCCUCAUCGUCCCCUCGUUCAUUUCUUGCCUUAUCCUGGCUAUUGAGCGCCCUCGUACCACCCCAGGAUCCCUUAUCAGCAUCCAUGGGUCUCUCAUCCUGGUCCAGCUUGUGCUCUCGAUGGCCGUGCCGGGGCUGCUGAGAGGAUGGGUCGGCGUUGUAUGGCUGGCCGAAGCAUCCGUGCCCCUUCUGUCUCUCGCCACGAUUCUCAACAUGCCCAUGAGGGACCCCAGCCUUGGCUCGAUUGGAAUCAGCAAGCCCUUCACCGCUCCGACCUCGAGUCUCCGGAGCCCUGAGGACGCAUUUACCCUGUGGCAGUGGCUGACCAUCUCGUGGAUGUCGCCCAUGAUUUCCCUCGGCAAGCUUCGACAGCUCAACGACGAAGACGUCUGGCUCCUCCCGCUCCAGUUCCAGCACACUCGACUCCACCUCCUGUUCCGAGAAGUCAAGGGCUCUGUCAUCGGCCGGCUCGUCAAGGCCAAUGGACCCGACCUGUUCAUCACCGCCGGCCUUGGUGUCCUCGAGAGCAUCCUCGCGCUGAGCAGCGUUGUCUUCCUCAAGUACCUGCUUGCCGCAUUGGACAGCGGCGAGGGCCGGGGAACUAGAGUGGCUAUCACAUAUGCAGUCUUGAGCCUGUUCAGUCGGUGGGCCCAGGCCCAGUCCGGCGUCCUCUCCAUCUGGUUUAGCCGGCGGUGCUAUGAGCGCUCCCGCGGCGAGAUGAUCACCAUGAUCUUCGAGAAGACACUGCGCCGGAAGGCCUUUACGAUUCCCAGCGCCGACAAUACGAAUCUUGGCGGCGGCGAGGGAGACGACUUGGGCGAGAUCGACGAUUCGGUUUCCACCGCCAGAGCCAGCAGUCCGUCUUGGGUCCACAGACUUAUCCGCCGAUUCAAGUCUAAGCCAGUGCCUCUCGCACCGGACGAGACGCCCGCGUCCACCGGCAAGAUCCUCAACCUGAUGCGCAACGACGUCUACGAAGUCGCCCAGCGGUUCUGGGAGUUCUCACAGCUGAUCACGAAGCCGCUGACCUUCGCCCUGUCCCUCGCGCUGCUCUGGGGCUUCCUCGGGCCGGCCUCCCUGCUGGGCAUAGCGCUGCUCCUCGCGGGGCUCGUCAUCAACUUCGGCAUCGCCAAGGCCCUCCUACGCAUCGAGCGUUCGCGCCGGGCCGCGACCGACACCAAGCUGAAACUAACCACCGAGUUCGUCGAGGCGAUCCGCCACCUCCGUUGGUACGACUGGCAGGACUCGUGGCUGCGCCAGAUCCUCGAGAGCCGGCGCGUGGAGCUGCAUAAGAUGGUCGUCGUCAACCUGCUCAACAAGGCCAUAGCCACCGUGAAUAUUCUUUCGGCGUACAUGUUCCCCGUCGCUGGCUUCUACGGCUACACCGUCAUCACCGGCAAGCCCCUCACCGUCGACGUGGCCUUCCCGGCCCUGGAGCUGUUCAACCUGCUGCAGAACAGCAUGCGCGAACUGCCCGACCUGCUGAUGGUCUUGCUCAAGGCUCGAGUGGCUAUGGGCCGCAUCGAGGCGUUCAUGGCCGAGCCCGAUAAGGGAGGCGAGGCCGACGACCACGGCCACAGCGAGACAGUUGCUGCUCCGAUGGCUGACGACCUCCUGGAUAUCGAAUUUCGCAAGGCAUCCUUCUCCUGGCCCGGCAUGGACAGGGAGGUUCUCCGCCGCGUCUCGUUCUCGUGCCGUCCCGGGCUGACCGCCGUCUGCGGCGAAGUCGGCAUCGGCAAGACGGCCCUUCUCCACGCGAUCCUCGGCGAGCUCGACCAGCACGGCGGCGACAGGCGGGUCCCGGACGAGAUGGUCGGCUACUGCGCCCAGACGCCGUGGCUGCAGAGCAUGAGCAUCCGCGAGAACAUACUCUUCUCGGCCGUCUACGACGAGCAGCGGUACAGACAGGUGCUCGACGCAUGCUGCCUCCUCCCGGACCUCGGAAACUUCAAGGCCGGUGACCUGUCCCUCAUCGGCGAGAACGGCGUCGGCCUGUCCGGCGGCCAGAGGGCCCGCGUCGCGCUCGCGCGCGCCGUGUACAGCCGGUCGAGAAUCCUGCUACUCGACGACCCCAUCGCGGCGCUGGACCACCAAACCGCUGAGACGAUCCUGAGGAAGCUGUUUGGCGGGAACGGCAACGGCAAGGGCGCGUCGCUCAUGGCCGGGAGGCUCGUCGUCUUCGUCACGCACCGGGUUGACCUGAUCCUCCGAUACGCGGACCAGGUGCUGGACAUCGUCGAGGGCGGCCGCGUGACGACCAUUGAUCGGCAAGAGAUGAGCGAGAGCGAGGCGCUGUGCCACCUUGCGAAGACGGCCACGAUUCAGCACGACGACGUUGCCGAUGAGGAGGCCGCGCACCCGGAGAAUACGGCCAUACCCGACAAGUUCAUCGAGGAGGAGUACCGGGCCGAAGGCGGGGUCGUUGCAUCCGUCUACUGGCGUUACGUGAAGGCUGGAAGCCUGACUUGGUGGGCCAUUACUGUCGCUUGCUUUGUCGGUUUCCGUGUCGUUAGAAUCGCUUAUUUCUGGUUCCUAAAGCAAUGGGCCGAAGCCUACCACACGUCGCAGUCCCCGUCACUCUACGGCCAGUGGGUGGGUUCGCAACAACACGAGCCCUCGCUAUGGCAGAUUGGCCUGCAGGAUCCCCAGAAGAAGUCCAGCUGGCUCGACAUCAGCCUCGGGCUCCCCAACCCGGAGUCCAACGUCCGCCCGUGGCUGUUCUGGUUCUUCAUUCUCGCGCUGGGCCAGGUCCUGGCCUUUACGCUGUCGGAGCUCACGCUGGUGGUGAUCGUGUACAAGGCCGGCAAGCGCAUCUUCACCGACGUCAUGCGGCGGGUCAGCAACGCGACGUUCCGGUUCUACGACGUGACGCCCGUGGGCCGGCUAAUGAACCGGGUGACGUCGGACAUUGGCACCAUGGAUGGCCAGAUCGCCAACCAGGUGAUGCAGGUGGCGUGGUCCGGGGUCGGCUGGCUCUCGUCGGUGGUGGUUAUCGCCGCGAUGACGCCCGUCUUCCUCGUCCUCACACUCAUCAUGACCUCGCUGUUCGUCUACAUCUUCAUGCGCUUCCUCCCGACGUCGCAGUCGCUACGCCGGCUCGAGACGACGUCGCUGAGCCCGCUCAUGUCCAACUUCGGCACCCUCCUCGAGGGGCUGACCACGGUGCGCGCCUUCCGGGCCCAGCCGAACUUCCAGGCCCGCGUCGUCAGCACGACGGACGACUUCCAGAAGAUGGAUCACUUCUUCUGGUCGCUGCAGGCGUGGCUCUCCUACCGCUUUGACACCCUCUCGGCCCUCUCCACCUUCGCCAUGACCGUCACCGCCCUCCGCUCAGGGCUAUCCUCGGGCUCGGUGGCCUUCGUGCUCGCCGCCGCCGGCAACUUCGUCCUCGCCACCCACCAGCUCUGCCGCAAGUACGGCGAGCUGCAGAUGCAGUUCGUCUCGGUCGAGCGCGUCAUCGAGCUCCUGGACCUCGAGCAGGAGCCGGCGGGCGACGUGACCCCGCCCGCGGGCUGGCCGACCUACGACGACGACGUCGUCUUCGACAACGUCACGCUGCGCUACGCCCGGGGCCUCGACCCGGCCCUCGUCGGCGCGUCCUUCCGCAUCCCCGCCGGCUCGACCGUCGCCGUCACGGGCCGCACCGGCUCCGGGAAGAGCACCCUCGCGCUGGCCCUCGUGGGGGCCGUCCUCCCCGACACCGACGACGACGAUGCAGAAGCCGGAUCGGGCACAGGGUCGAUCCGCAUCGGCGGCGUGGACGUCGCCCGCGCCGACAAGCACGCCCUCCGCCGGUCCGUCAGCUUCGUCGCACAGGACCCGGUCCUGUUCCCCGGGACGGUGCGCGUCAACCUCGACCCCCUGCGCGAGCACUCCGACGCCGAGUGCGCGGCCGUGCUGGCGCGCGUGCUGGGCGGCGGCGGCGCGGCGGCAGACCUGGCGCUGGGGAGCCGCGUCGAUGCCGGGGGGAGGAACCUCAGCCAGGGCCAGAGGCAGCUUGUUGGCCUGGGGAGGGCGGUGUUGCGGAGGAGCCCGGUGGUGAUUCUGGAUGAGGCUACCGCUUCGAUCGACGCCAAGACGGCGUUCCACAUCCAGGAAGUCCUGCGGGAGGAGCUGAGGCAGAGCACCGUCAUCACCAUUGCGCAUCGCGUCGAGGCAGUUAGGGACGCCGACUAUCGCAUCGUCUUGGACAAGGGCCGUGUAGUUGAGGCUGGGCCGGUUGAAUAGAGAAACAAGGGCUGGGUGUAGAUAGAAAACUGGGCGAGGAAGGGGUGUGAUAGACUCAUUUGCUUGGAAGCCCUGCUGCCUGGAGUUGGAGUUCAUCGAACCAAAAAAUAAAGGAGCAAGUGAUUAUGCGAAUGGAAGACUAGUAUCGCUCUGGGACUAUCGUCUAUUUGGAUUCAUGUGGUGACUCGUGAAGGUGCUCUUCAACCCGGUCCGGCUAUUAUUAUUGCACAAACUGCCGUCAAGCCAGAUACCCAAACAAGGCACCUAAACAGGGCAGCCAAACAGGGCAAAGUCCAUUGCCAUCCCUUGAUGGCAAUGACGCUGUCGCUAUUACCGUCGCUGGUAGCAAUCGCCAGCCAGGAGUAAUCAUCAGUGCAUCUGGCCGAUACACCGGAAAGGGGGCUGGAAAUUGAGGAAAACAAGGGCCUGGGGCGGAGUAUUCU
Messenger RNA from Phialemonium atrogriseum, 5000 nucleotides. RefSeq lists its product as uncharacterized. Lineage: Eukaryota; Fungi; Ascomycota; Sordariomycetes; Cephalothecales; Cephalothecaceae. Gene Ontology annotation, cellular component: membrane. Gene Ontology annotation, biological process: transmembrane transport. The annotation marks the transcript as partial. The transcript is spliced from 4 exons. The record is from RefSeq and is a predicted model, not a curated record. Gene Ontology annotation, molecular function: ATP hydrolysis activity; ATP binding; ABC-type transporter activity.